GCAUGAGCGCGAGGGAAAGAGUUGUAAACGCGAAGCGCGUGCUGGAAAAGCCGAGGCGUAGGGCUGAGAGCGGCGCGAGCAUCGGAGAUCAGCAGAGGCAUCACUCGUCACAACAUUCAGCCUCUCAUCCGCCCUCUCUCCAUUUUGUCUCGAUUUUCCGUUUUUAUCGUUGAAGUCUGAAUUGUGGUGAGCGAUAGGAGUCGGGCUCACUAGCGAGGCUUUUGUUAGCCCGUGUUGGGGGCAGUUACUGUUGCCAGUCGGUGGGGGGCCGCAUUAUCAUCUUUCGGUCAUUUGGGAGGCAAAACAGCAGCCUCUCACCGCGUGUUAGUUAAAAAUCGAUUUGAGGUGUCUUUAGUCGUAUUCUAGCGGGAUACUUGAUCUGAUUUGGCUGGAAUAACGGCGUUUUUUUAAAUAACGGUGUAAAAUUGCUGCAGCUCUUUGUGUGGCUUCAGCUUCGUGUCCCCGUUGCAGUUACCCGAAGUUCCGCACUCCGACCUCCAAAACAUGUGCUCCCGGGUGUGGUUUAUCACAGACCGGCGGAUCAGCCAGGAGUACCCGCAGGUCCAGAUCCUGCGAGCGCUGAAGGAGCGCUGCGUCGAGGAUGAUGUUGAAUUCCGCUAUCUGCUAAUGGAUGAGAUCGUCCUGACCAUAACGGAUGGGCAGCUCGGUCUACGGGUCGGGCAAGAGACUGUGACCUCAUACCCGCAGGUUGCCGUGGUGCGCGUUCCGACCCCGUGGGUCCAAUCGGACAGUGACAUCACUGUCCUGCGUCACCUGGAGAAGUUGGGCUGCCGUCUGAUCAACCGUCCACAGGCCAUCCUUAACUGUGUCAAUAAGUUCUGGACCUUCCAGGAGCUUGCCGGGCAUGGUGUCCCUCUGCCUGACACGUACUCCUACGGGGGACAUGACAACUUCCGCAAGAUGAUCGAUGAAGCGGAGCCUCUAGGUUACCCUGUGGUGGUGAAGAAUGCUCGUGGACACAGAGGUAAAGCUGUGUUCUUGGCCCGGGAUAAGCACCACCUCUCAGACCUGUGUCACCUGAUUCGCCAUGACGCCCCAUACCUGUUUCAGGAGUAUGUGAAGGAGAGUCAUGGGCGGGACGUGCGAGUGGUUCUGGUUGGCGGUAGAUUGAUUGGAUCCAUGCUGCGCUGCUCCACUGAUGGACGCAUGCAGAGCAACUGCUCACUGGGUGGGGUGGGAAUGAUGUGCCCUCUUAGUGAGCAGGGCAAGCAGCUGGCUGUGCAGGUGUGCAACAUUUUGGGAAUGGACGUGUGUGGGAUCGACCUGCUGCAGCUGAAUGACGGCUCCUUCGUGGUGUGCGAGGCUAACGCCAACGUGGGCUUCAUUGCUUUUGACCAGGCAUGUGGCAUGGAUGUGGCGGGCAUCGUGGCCGACUACGCCCUCUCCCUGCUGCCAAGCCGCCUUAGCAGGAAGAUGUCGCUGCUUUCUGUGGUUUCCAGCACCAGUGAAACAAGCAGUGAGACCGAGGUGAUCAUCCCCACAGAGGUGUGUAUCCCCAAUGAGAUCUGCCCACCUGGUGCUACCUGUGCCAUGCCCGACGGCGUCUCCAACAUGAGCACAAGCUCCACCUCCAGCGAGAGUGAGGUGGAUCUAAACGAAACGGGCCCUGCCCCUGUUGCCGAGGAUCCCGCCUACAAUAUCAACUCCCUACUCGCGAGUGAGAUCAAACUGUUGACUGAGUGAGCUGGAAUCACAGCCACAAAUACACAUACACACACACACAUGCAUACACAUACAUUGAAGAGCGAUACACAUACUGAAGUGGACAUGAUAUAUACAGAUGCACACAUGUAAUCAUACUAACCCUCCCUGUAAACCCCUGUCUGAGGCUGCUCCCCUGAUGUUUCUUCUCCAUUGACAGACUAUAGAAUUAUUCAAAUGUACAGUGGAGUUUGGAAGUGCACUAGAUCGUGUACGCUCCAGCCAGGCUGUAGUGCACCAGCUCAAUAUGCGUUUGCCACUGUAAUUUGAGGGUGCAUGCACUGUAGAGUGGUUUUAUCUGGACUAGAUUCCCAAAUGUAAUCUUUCAGCUACCAUCAAACUGGAUUCUGAUGUACAUACACAAACUCAAGGUCAAAGACAUAUUACAAUCUGUAUUAUAAAGAGAGCAUGAAUGAAUUUCGUCUGUUACAAACCCUUUGGUAGUAAAGGGUGGCUAAAGGUAGAAUGCAUUGUGUGCAUGGGGGAGACGGAUAGAGCAACAGAGUGGACCUAAAUUCAGCUGCCAUCGGAGAACACACAAACACCUAAAGGGACAGCAAAAUUAAAAACUGGAAAGUUUAGUUAGAUGCCCCUUCAAUCUCUUUAAAGCAUGAGUGAGUAUGACUUAUCUUAGGCUGUUGCAAUGACUACCUGUAGUUAAUUUACUGCUGUUUAGACAAGCAUAGAAAUUGUAUUUGCUCUGCCAGUGUCAAUUAGAAUUGAGUGACUCAAACAUUUACAUUCCUAAAUGUGUAAGGGAGGAUUUGGCACACAUGAACUGGCCCUUAAUCAAUUCUCAUGGGCAUCUUCUACCUGGUAAUUCUGUAAAUUAGGUGACCAUAUUAGGAAUCCUUGUUGUCCACCAUUUUGAACUAGUUGAAACAUGUUCACAGAUUGAUGCUACGGAAGACAAUGUGUGCUAUCCUGAAUAGGAAAAAUAUUCUUUAAAACGAGUGUCAUUUUCCAAAGUCAAGCAUUCAAAUCUGCAAUUGACCACACGCCAAUCUGCAUAUGUCUGCCGCCCCAAAGGCAAAUCAUUAUCUCCCACAUAAAAGAGUCCUAGCAGUGAGUUGCAUAGAGCUAGAGAAAGUUGAAUUUUAAAUGCUAAUAUUUUUACCACGAGGGCUGAACAUUUUGCCAACACUAAACGCUGAUGAUGAAUAAGCUAUUUGUCUUCAACGAUUGUUUGUAUAAAAAUCUUGCAACAAUAAAACUGAAGUGUCAAUUCAAAAGGGUGCUAGAACUUCUCUUAAUGCAGCCCAGUGGUUUAAAGAAGUAUAGGUCUCUGCGAAACAACAAAGGGUGUUUCCCAAUCUGUGGGUGUUUUUAAACUGGGAUGGGAAUUUCUCAAUUAUCCAGUGAAAGUAGGGAAUUGCAAGUAGGCAAAUUGAGUAAUGUGGUUGAAAAAUGCCCAUCCCGUUUUGAAAACGCCCACUGAUUGGGAAACACCCAUUUGUGUUCAGCAGAGACCCAUGUCUUUGUUUAAAAGCCAAUGAUAACCAGAAAGGAAAACAGGAGUUGUAUUGAUUGAAGUGAAUCUCCAUUUAUUUGUUGUAGUCAAAGAUACAUUAGUACACACAACAUUUCUCAAGUCUAAUUCUUCUCUUUAACUUUAAGCAAAUCUGGAAGUUUUUACUGAAAUCUAAGAAUCCAGAUCAAAUUUGAACCAAACUCCAUUCACAUUGAGUCUUAAGGUUUAAGACAGACUGCACAUAACAAUAAAUGUCAAAUUCACCAUGGACCAAACUCACUAUCCAAACCAACUCAGAAUGGUUUUCAAUGUUAGAAGUCACACAGUUUAAAUAAAUUUAAAUGCGGUUUACACUUGAUUCAGAAUUUGAGUGAAUUUAAGAGUAGUUAAAAUUGAGAUGAUCUACUUUUUACAGUAAGACUAGGUUUUAAAUUGGUGUUAACUCAGGGAAGCAGCCUUGAUCAAAUUCCUCUCCUUUGGAACAUGUUACAUAUUUAUGCUAGACAGUCCUGCCUAUGUGUAUCAAUAAACAAAAGGACAAAGAAUUAUAAAAUAUUAAGAAAUAGUUGCUGUGAGGCCAGAUGGUUACAGACACACUUUUCUUGUUUGUUUUAUAAUAUUUAGUGUUCUGUUGUCUUUCAUUUUCCUAAUUUAUAAUUUUUAUUUUUUUGAAAAAAGGAAAAAACUGGUUUGUAUGCGAUGAUCUUGCUUGGGAAAGACAAGAGUGAUGAAGGGUUUUAGUGCUAGUUUAUCAGAAAGACAUUUACCACCUGAAACACGCACACUCUUCUCACCGCCCCCUCUCAAGCGUUGUGAUUUGCUGUCUUGUGUGUAGUGUGUUCCAUCAUUUCAUGCAUCCAGAGACAUGCUCCCUCCACCUGAUCCCACACAAGAACAAGAGUCCCUGUAAAUUCCGACACUUUUCAGUGUUUGAUAUAACACGCCGUAUGGUUGUCGAACCCUUACACACUCUGCCUCCACUUCCAGUACAACACAACAGGAAGUUUCUUCUCCCCUGUUUUCACUUUCAAACCGGUGUCACGCCGAAUCAAAAUACUUUGUUCAAAAUGAAUUCAGAAUGGAGAGAGAAAUCUUAUGACAACAGAUGUCCAGGCUGCCUGUGUGAAACACCCACAGCGGCUUUUAGAACUGCCACAGUGGAAAACAAAGCCCUCAUCUAAAUGAAGUACUGAUCAUUCUGAUUGAUAAGGUACCAAUAUACUCCAUGAUUUGUGUGAAUUAGGAGUUUUAUUCAUCAGCGAUUAACAGUGUCUAAAAAGGAAAAACAAAAACAACCAUUGCUGCUAAUUAACACAUAGCUCUCUGGUAUGGAAAAGGGAAAUGUUUUGAGACUCCAUGUGUUCAUUUCAUUGCCUCUUUUUUUUUUUUUUUUUUUUAGUGGGAACCUAAAUGCCAAAAAACAAGCAAUGUUGUAUAAUUUAAAACAAGAAAUUACUAGUGAUAGAACGCUAACAUUGAUGUUAUGACGUAAUAACAGUAACAAUAAAGACAUUUAAAAAAUUUCCAGAACCUGAAAAUGUGUC
This is a messenger RNA of Myxocyprinus asiaticus (Chinese sucker), 4737 nucleotides long. RefSeq names its product beta-citrylglutamate synthase B-like. The transcript is spliced from 5 exons. The record is from RefSeq and is a predicted model, not a curated record. Lineage: Eukaryota; Metazoa; Chordata; Actinopteri; Cypriniformes; Catostomidae. Gene Ontology annotation, biological process: protein modification process. Gene Ontology annotation, molecular function: ATP binding; metal ion binding; ligase activity, forming carbon-nitrogen bonds. The coding region runs from base 505 to 1704 and encodes 399 amino acids. Gene Ontology annotation, cellular component: cytoplasm.